UCUUUACUUGUGAAAACAUUUCAGAAAUUACAACUUGUUAACAAAUGUACUCAUAUGAUGAUUGACGGAUGAUGAAUUAUCUAUCUCACGAUAUACCACGUACCUACCUAAGUCUUGACCAACUGCACAUCACGACCAUUAGCAUUCCAUUUUCCUUAUCACUAUAAAUUUAGUAUACAAAUAAGUGGUUUAAUUCAUCUAGACAUUAAAUUCCACCACUAUGCUUUCACGAAAAAUAUUAUUCUCAGCAAAAAUACUUCUAUUCUUAGUUCUUUUGCAUUUGCCGCUUAAUGAAGCCGGAUUUCUUUGCAAGUUGUUCAAAUAUUUUGGUUUCAAUCUAACUUGCGGUGAGAACAAAAACGAAUCUUCAUUAACGAGCAAUACUGUUACGUCUUCUGGAGGAGGCGGCACACCUGAUAAUCAGAAUAGUGAUGUUGCAACACCUUUUAGAAGUCAAUCAACUCCUGUGCCAAGGGGUGAUGUUCGUAAAUGUAAUGUAUCUUGUCGUUCACAUGAAAUUAAAGGAAGAUACACCGUUCAAAUUUUAGUAAAAAUCACAAAGAAAAAGUGAGUUCAUCUAAAUCCGUCGCAGUCAUUCUCUACUCUAUAUUAAAGUUCUGAACAGUCAAUGUUUGCAUACGUGACAAUAAUAAAAUGCUCAUGAUUCUCAAUUCGAAGUCU
Molecule: messenger RNA, 681 nt
Organism: Trichobilharzia regenti
Lineage: Eukaryota; Metazoa; Platyhelminthes; Trematoda; Strigeidida; Schistosomatidae
Source: the annotation of a GenBank genome assembly